Pseudovirgaria hyperparasitica is the source of this 2654-nucleotide messenger RNA. RefSeq lists its product as uncharacterized. NCBI's taxonomy places the organism in Eukaryota, Fungi, Ascomycota, Dothideomycetes, Acrospermales, Acrospermaceae. Gene Ontology annotation, cellular component: nucleus. The coding region runs from base 157 to 2229 and encodes 690 amino acids. The record is from RefSeq and is a predicted model, not a curated record. Gene Ontology annotation, molecular function: zinc ion binding; DNA-binding transcription activator activity, RNA polymerase II-specific; RNA polymerase II cis-regulatory region sequence-specific DNA binding. The transcript has a single exon. Gene Ontology annotation, biological process: regulation of transcription by RNA polymerase II; DNA-templated transcription.
CACUGCUCUUUCUUUCUCUAUACGAGAUUAUCUCGUCUACAGUCCAAUUGACUAUCUGUAGGCACGAUUUGGGAUCAUCCUCGCCUAUCACAAGACUGAUCUGAUAAGAUGUGAUGGGCGCGCUAGUCCUCGUCACAGGUCUCAUAUCCAUCCGCGAUGUCAGGCCAAAACCCCACAGUUACGCCCAGUUCAACUACUUCUCAAGGCCACGUUAGUACUGAGGCAGAGCCACAGAAAAGGAAAAGAAAGGCCCUUUCGUGCUAUGACUGCAAGCGGCGUAAGCUGCGAUGCGACAGAAUCACACCAGCUUGCGGGCGGUGCACUGCAUCUGGGAAGGCCGACAGUUGUCGAUAUGACUUCCAAGGGCUCGAUGAAGAUGACCAAGAAAAGCAACGCGACAUUGAUAAACGUUCAACAUCACCGAAAGAUGUAUCUAAUGAUGCCAAUGACUACCAAAGGUCUCGCAGAAAUAAUGCCUUGGCCGAUCGAGUCAAAUAUCUCGAAACCCGACUUGCAGAGCUUGAGUCACGCCGGUUAUCGCGCCUCGAACAACCCAAAUCCAUGUUGAUGUCCGCUGCAGUAAAUAACGGGCCUGAAAAUGCAGUGGAUCUGAGUGUCAAAGAAGAUGCUGUUGCCCUCGCAGAAACCACGUUCAUCCGUAUCCGAGGUUUCAAAUCCCAGUUCUAUGGUCCUACAAAAGCAGCUGCAGUCGUAGCCCAUCUCCCGCAACUACAACAGCUCAUGCACUCUGUCUUCACAUGGAAAAGCAAUGGGCAAGUUCAAAGUGAUUUCAAGAAUCUCCGCUUGCAAAGUAAAGCUGAACAUCGGAACCCAGAUGUUAGCCAUAUUUCUGAUAACCUCCUCGAUCUACUCCCACCAAGAUCGACUGUAGACGAGCAUGUCGAAGCAUAUAUCGCCACGUUCGAAACCACUUACCGGGUCUUACAUGUUCCUUCUUUCCGUCGAGAAUACUCUGAGUUCUGGCAGUCGCCCUCAACACACCGUCGAGGUUUCGUUGCGAUUCUCUUAUUAUUGAUUGCGGCUGUCCGACCAGAUUGCGCCCGUGCGCCCUUCACAUACAACUACGACUCUUCUGUUGACCGCGGCGAGUCGAUCAUUGCAAUCAGAGCCUCCGAAUGCUGGCUCGAGAAGCAGUCCCACAAACAUUUUACUCUCACGUUCCUCCAGGUAAAUUGCUUAUUGAUGAUCGCCAAAGGCGUCAAUCAAGUCAAAUGCAAGCGCGCAUGGCAAUCAUCCGGUUCUUUCCUUCAAUUUUUAAUGUCCGCCGCGUUUCAUCGCGACCCAGCCGAGAUAGACGGAAAGCGCCUCGCUCCGUCUGGGUCUCUGAACCGCGAUGUCAACCGGACUAUCGUUGGCAUGUCCGUCUUUGAGUCCGAGAUGCGACGCCGAAUCUGGGCCACAGCCGUUGAAAUCGAGCUACAAGCGUCCAUUGAGCGUGGUAUGCCUAGUAUCAGUAAUGCAUACAAUUUCGACACACUCGCACCACUGAACGUCGAAGACGAAGAUAUCAAUGAGGGUACGACAGUAACCCCCAAACCACUCUCGCCUGACCAGUUCACAUCCGCAACAUAUCAACACCUGGCGCAUGCCUCACUCAAACUUCGAAUCUCUCUCAACGCAUGUCUCAACGAUCCACGUACCCAACUCUCAUACACUUCAGUACUAUCUUACGAGCGUGAGAUACAAGCCCAUCUCACUACCCUCCCUGACUUCACGGACCCUACACGCCCUGGUGCCAGCAUCUCUGAUACGCCUGGUCGCGCGCUAAUGGCAAACUCGCUUCUCCGCAUCCAGCUACUCGUUUUUCUUCUCAUGAUACACUCACCCUUCAUCCACACAUCGACCAAUCCUUCACAUACACGCUACUCCGUCCUAGCCACAAUCCGCGCCGCGACAGACAUCAUAUCCCUCUUUCACACCCUUACCUCAAACAGCAUGUUUGGACUCGUCCUCAUUCGUGAUGACAUGUUCAGAGCUCCCAUGGCUCUCGCACAUGCCGUCCUCGCCGCAAAACUACCCGCUGAUGAUCUCCUCAUCACCUCGCUAACGCUUCCAGCCAGCAAAGCAAUAGCACAGGCCCUCGAGAUCCUUGGGGCGUGUAUGGUCCGUGUUGGCAGUGGCGCACGUGAAGCCUGGGUUAUCAGUGCGGCGAAAGCGCUGGUGAAAACGAAGGCCGAGCCGAGCAAGGCGGAGCAGUUCAAGGGUUAGGCGCUUGAUGAGCUAAUGGAGUCGCUAAGGACUAUACUUGGCGGGCAAGUAGGGCGAGAGAAGACUGUGGAAAGUGCGUCGAUGGGACCAUUGGGAUCUGACAUCAUGGCGCCGACGCCGUUGGGAGGGCAGAAUUGGGAUAUGCCAAUGAUGAUGACAGGAGGACUAGGUACGGAUCUUGGGUUUGAUGACUUUGCGUUUGAUAUCGGGAACAUGGCUUUUGAUCAGUAUUUGGGAUACGGAGUUGGCCCCGGUGUAGGGCCAGGGGAGUUCUAAGGUCUUAAGACGUAGGCAAGAGUCGAUAUUCGCGUGUUUUAAUUGGCUUCGAUUGGAUAUAGAUAAGGUGCAAAGACUGACUGCUUGCCUAGUUUUGAGCAUAAUGCAUGUUUUUGUUAACACUGCUAGGCAUAUCAACGAGAGCAGAA